AUGGCUCCACCGAAGUCUGGCAGCAAAGGGCAGAGCAACCAGCGGCUCAAGCUGGUCGUGCGGAGGCUUCCUCCCGACCUUCCCCCCGCCGUCUUCUGGAAGACCGUCUCGCCAUGGGUUACGCGCGAGGACGCGGACGGCGAGGGCCAGGAGGGCGCUGAGAAGGUCGUCUGGAGCGAGUACAAGCAGGGCAAGGUCCGCAGGAGCGGCAAGGACAAGGACAGCGUUCAGUCUCGAGCGUACAUCACUUUCAGGACCGCCGACGCGCUUGUUGCGUUCAGUCGCGGCUACGACGGGUGGAGCUUCCGCGACAAGGCUGGCAACGUCAGUCAGGCGGUCGUCGAGUUCGCGCCGUACCAGCGGAUGCCGACAGCUCCAGCCAAAGCGGAUCCUCGCCAGGGUACAAUCGACGACGACCCGGACUUUCUCGCUUUCCAAGAGGCGCUCGCGGCUGCGCCAGCAGCUCCUCAGCCGGCCGAGACCCCUGCUGUGAACCCGAAGUCAACGCCGCUCCUCGAAUACCUCCGCCAGCAGAAAGCCGCCUCCAAAGCCUCGCGGAAGCAGGCUCUCGCCGCAAUCAAGGGGAAAGGACCCAUCGUCCUCCCUGGCGCGACGAAGGCUCAGCUUGCGACUGCGGUGCACGGUGGAGUUCAAGCGUCGGCGGGGAAGGGCGCGAAGGGCGGAAAGAAGGACAAGGCGAAGGAGAAGAAGGGAAAGGGCAAGUCGAAGGAGUCGAGCCGGAGCGCGACGCCUGUUCCCGGCGCAGCGGCUUCGGGCAGUGGCGCAGCGAAAGGCGGGAAAGGCUCGAAACCGCCGACUCGACCUGCGUCUGCGGCAGGAGGACAAGCGACUCCGCCCGCUCCGCACAUCCCUUACCCGCCAGGCUCGGUCGGCGCGCAGCAGCAACAAGCGCAACGCAAUGCCGCUCUUCAGGCCCAGCAGGUCCGACAGCAGCUCCAGCAGCAGCAUCGCGCCGCUCAGCAGCAACAGCGAGCCGCGCAACCGCAGCAACAGCCUCAACAGACAGCGAUUCUCUCGCCCCAACCGCAGAUUCUGCGCAACCCCGCUCGCCCGAUGCAGCAAGCCGUCUCUCCUGCACCGCCUGCGACGUUCCCGAGCACACCUGCGGUCCAGCUUCCUCGACCGCCGCCCGUUCUCGCCAGUACGGGUCCUCCGACUCCUGUGGGCGGAGCUGGCGGUCAACGGGGACGCGGCCGAGGCGGAGGACGCGGCGGCGGCAAUGAGGGAGGGCGUGGAGGGCGCGGACGAGGUCGAGGUCGAGGUCGAGGACGAGGCGGAGCAGCAGUCGCAGGAGCACCUCCCGCCGGCGGAGGUUCCUAG
Molecule: messenger RNA, 1341 nt
Organism: Rhodotorula toruloides NP11
Lineage: Eukaryota; Fungi; Basidiomycota; Microbotryomycetes; Sporidiobolales; Sporidiobolaceae
Product: regulator of nonsense transcripts 3
Exons: 5
Coding region: 1-1341 (446 amino acids)
Biological process (GO): nuclear-transcribed mRNA catabolic process, nonsense-mediated decay; positive regulation of translation
Cellular component (GO): nucleolus; cytoplasm
Molecular function (GO): mRNA binding
Source: RefSeq, a predicted model, not a curated record